Messenger RNA from Saccharomycopsis crataegensis, 1524 nucleotides. RefSeq names its product U4/U6-U5 snRNP complex subunit PRP3 (gene PRP3). Bases 1 to 1524 code for a protein of 507 amino acids. NCBI's taxonomy places the organism in Eukaryota, Fungi, Ascomycota, Saccharomycetes, Ascoideales, Saccharomycopsidaceae. The record is from RefSeq and is a predicted model, not a curated record. Gene Ontology annotation, cellular component: U4/U6 x U5 tri-snRNP complex. Gene Ontology annotation, biological process: mRNA splicing, via spliceosome. The transcript has a single exon.
AUGGCGUUCAAUAUGAGUAGUAAUAGGAAGCGGAAAUCCAAUAAUAGUGGAAGGAGUUUUAAUAAUGAAAAGAAGCAGAAAGUGAAUGCAGGAAGGAGCUUGAAUGAUAAAAUAUUGGCCGCAAAACAACGUGCGUUAUCCAAACAAAGCACGGUAGCAUCAUCGUCAUCAUCAUCAUCAUUACAAGAGAAAGAUAAAGAGGAUCAAGGACUUAUGGGUUUAAACACCACGGCAAUCCAUCCAUUAUUAAUGGAUAUGACCUCUUCGAAAAACGAUGAAUCGAAAGCUAUGGGUAUAAGCGACGUGAGCAAUCCAUUAUUAUUAACAAAAUUGAAGCCCAAUGUCACAAAGGAAGCUUUGAACCCAUAUUUUGAUCCACUUCAAAUAACCAAGGCCAAUGAUACCAAAAGGAAAAGGAGAGGAUUGGUUUUUAAUGAAAAGGGCAAAUAUGUUGUGAUUGCCGAUAAGGUCAGAGAAAAAGAAGAAGUAUCGAGGUUAGAGCAAGAAGAAAUGCAGCGGAAGACAGCAUUAGGGUUAGAUCCCGAUCAAUCUAUUAAUGAGCUAGCCUAUAAAUUACAGUAUCCUAGCAGAUUAGAAUGGUGGGAUGAAGCAUUAUUUUAUAAAGGAAAGACCUAUGAUGAUUUGAAUUUGGAUGUUGAAAAUAUUGAAGAUAAUAAAUAUGUCCUAACGCUCCAUGAUCAAGAUCAGACACCAAUCACCAGUUACAUACAGCAUCCUGUCACCAUAAAAGCUCCAUGGGAAAAACAUUUGCCGGCCCCAAAAUCCUUGUAUUUAACGAAGAAGGAGAUGAAAAGAAUUAGAAAGAACCGAAGAACCGAAGUCCACAAAGAGAAGCAAGACCGUAUUAAAUUAGGGUUGGCACCUCCACCGCCACCUAAAGUGAAGCUUACCAAUUUGAUGAAUGUUCUUACUAAUGAAUCGAUAAAGGACCCAACAGCAGUUGAAUUAAGGGUGAGACAAGAGAUUGAGCAGCGGCGAUUGGCUCAUGAAGAAGAUAAUAAUGCUAGGAAGUUGACUGCCGAAGAUAGGCACGAGAAAUUUGACAAGAAGGUUGAGAAAGAUAUCAAUGAAAAAGGUAUAUUCUCGGCGGUGUUCAAGAUCGAUAGACUUGUGAAUAAUCAACACAUAUUCAAGGUUGAUAUCAAUGCCAAACAAAAUAAGUUGUCUGGGGUAUGCUGUUUGAGCGAAAAUGAUUUCAGUUUAAUCAUUGUGGAAGGAUCAAGCAAUUCCAUUAAUAAGUAUAAACGGCUCUUGAUGAAUAGAAUUAAUUGGGAGGAAAAUUCAAUACCAAAAGCAACGUCACCUGAAGAGGAAGAUACCGAAUAUACGCCGCAGAGUCUAGUCGGUAACCAGUGCAAAUUGAUAUGGGAGGGACAACUUCUUGAUUUCCACUUUCACAAAUGGAGUGUUCAUAAAUUAGAGACAGGUGAAGCGGUCCUUGAUUUCUUGAGCCACUACAGAUGUGAGAAUUACUAUAGAGAAGCCAAAGUGUUUUCUGAAUGA